AUGGCAAGUCUCUUCUCUUCACCUCUCAGCUCUCGUUCUCUCUCUCUCCUCAUCAAUCUCUUCUUCAGCUUCCUCAUCUUUCUCCAUUUCUCUUCACAAGACUCUCCUCAUCCCAAAUCCAUCAGAAAACUAAAUUCUCUCGCCGGCGGAGACAGUGACAGCUGCAGCGGAGGACUCGCCGCCCUCGACGACCACUUUUCCAAGUGUUCUUACGUAAGAUCUCAAUCAAAAUGUGGAUCGCAAGGUUACAUAGACUAUCUCAAGAUUUUCUUCUGCAUCUUCGGUCAAUCCCCUGUUUUGGGUCAUCUAGUUUUAUCCAUCUGGUUGUUUGUUCUGUUCUACUUGCUCGGAGACACGGCCGCUAGUUACUUCUGUCCUUCUUUAGACAGCUUGUCUAAGGUUUUGAAGCUCUCUCCAACAAUGGCUGGAGUCACGCUUCUCUCUCUCGGAAACGGUGCACCUGAUUUGUUCUCGAGUAUCGUCUCCUUCACGAGGUCAAACAACGGCGAUUUCGGGCUCAACUCUGUUUUAGGCGGUGCCUUCUUCGUCUCAAGCUUCGUUGUCGGGACAAUUUGUAUGUUGAUUGGAUCUAGAGAUGUCUCUAUUGACAGAAACAGCUUUAUCCGCGACGUGGUCUUUCUUCUUGUCGCUCUUUGCUGUCUCGGUUUAAUCAUUUCUGUUGGAAGAGUAUCCAUCUGGUUCGCUCUUUGUUACCUCUCCAUUUAUCUCCUCUACGUAGGGUUCUUAUCGGUUUCACUUUUCUUAGAACGCAAGAAACGUAUAUCCAAUCAGAUUCUUCGUGGCAGAGAGGACUUAGCCGAGAUGGGCGUCCCACUUCUAGGCUACGUAGGUGACGAGAAACCGCCAGAGAAACCAGCUCAAGAGCAAGAAAUCAAGAUCUUGAUUCUCGAUACACCAAAAAGGAAACCGUCUUGCUUCUCCGUGCUAAUGAGCAUCGUAGGACUACCUCUAUAUCUCCCCCGGCGGCUCACAAUCCCCGUCGUACGCGAAGAAAAGUGGUCAAGGCCUUGCGCAGUUGUCUCCACAGCCAUCGCGCCUGUUCUACUAACCGAGCUUUAUUGUUCUCACUACAGUGGGUCCAGUAGAAACCUAAUCUUCUACGUAGUAUCAGGAUCGAUUGGGCUAAUCCUCGGGAUCUUAGCGUACUUGACGACAGAAAAAUCUCAUCCGCCGAAGAAGUUCUCUUUAGUUUGGCUUCUUGGAGGCUUCACAAUGAGUGUGACAUGGACUUACAUCAUAGCACAAGAGCUUGUCUCGUUGUUAAUAUCAUUAGGCAAUAUCUUUGGGAUUAGCCCGUCCGUGCUAGGACUAACCGUCCUAGCUUGGGGCAAUUCUCUUGGCGAUUUAAUCGCCAAUGUGACCGUGGCGUUUCACGGAGGCAACGACGGUGCGCAGAUAGCACUUUCCGGGUGCUACGCGGGUCCACUAUUCAACACGGUGAUAGGACUAGGUGUGCCACUUGUCAUCUCAUCGUUGGCUGAAUAUCCUGGGGUCUACAUCAUUCCAAGUGACAAUUCGUUACUUGAGACACUAGGGUUCUUAAUGGUAGGCUUGCUUUGGGCACUUGUGAUAAUGCCAAAGAAGAAGAUGAGACUUGAUAGGCUUGUUGGUGGUGGCUUACUUGCUAUUUACCUCUGCUUCUUGUCCUUGAGAAUGGCUAGGGUUUUCGGACUCCUUGAUAUCGACCGACCGGUGGUGAAUUUAUAA
Microthlaspi erraticum is the source of this 1728-nucleotide messenger RNA. The record is from the annotation of a GenBank genome assembly. Lineage: Eukaryota; Viridiplantae; Streptophyta; Magnoliopsida; Brassicales; Brassicaceae.